Messenger RNA from Microthlaspi erraticum, 1392 nucleotides. Lineage: Eukaryota; Viridiplantae; Streptophyta; Magnoliopsida; Brassicales; Brassicaceae. The record is from the annotation of a GenBank genome assembly.
AUGGAUUCUUCACUUGACGUCAUAGAGGUGUCACGAGUCACACCUUCAAAAGCUGACUCGCCCGAGUCACUCACUCUCCCGCUCACCUUCUUCGACCUUCUCUGGUUCAAAAUCCACCCGGUCCAGCGAGUCAUCUUCUACAAACUCACCGACGCCACUCGCCCUUUCUUCGACUCAGUCAUCGUCCCCAAUCUCAAAUCCUCUCUCUCCUCAACCCUCUCUCACUACCUCCCUCUCGCCGGAAAACUCGUUUGGGACUCUCUCGACCUAACACCGAGCAUCGUCUACACCCCGAACGACGCCGUUUCAUUCACCUUCGCCGAGUCAAACGCCGAUUUCUCUCUUUUAACCGGUGAAAAACCGUUCCCCUCCGCCGAGUUGUACCCGUUGGUGCCCGAGUUAACAAACUCCGAUGACUCGGCCACCGCCGUGUCGUUUCAAGUCACGCUUUUUCCUAACCAAGGGUUUUGCAUAGGCGUAAGCGCACACCAUGCCGUUUUAGACGGGAAAACAACAACCAUGUUUCUCAAAUCCUGGGCCCACACAUGCAAACAACAACAACAAGAGCGAACGGCGAAUACAUCCUUACCGCAGGAUCUAAUCCCGAUUUUCGAUCGAACGGUCAUAAAAGGUCCAGAGAAUAUCGAAACGGAGAUUAUAAACGCGUGGCAAUCUUUAUUCAAACUGUUCACCGGCGGCAAAGAACCAGAGAACCCCAAGAGCUUAAAGCUUUUUCCGUCGCCGGCGAUCAGCUCCGACGUCUUCCGAUUCACACUCGAACUCACUCGAGAAGAUCUCCAAUCGCUUCGAGAGCGACUCAAGAGAGAAUCUCAAUCAAAGGAGCUUCGAUUGUCGACGUUUGUGGUCACGUACUCGUACGCGAUGACGUGUUUAGUCAGAGCACGCGGCGGAGAUCCGAAUAGACCAGUCGGGUACGGAUUCGCGGUGGAUUGUCGGAGCCUCUUGGAUCCGCCGGUUCCGUCAAACUAUUUCGGGAACUGCGUUUCGGCGUCGUUUAAAAAGCCGUUCAAGGCGGAGACGUUGAUGGGUGAGGAAGGGUUUUUGGCUGCUGCGAGAUUCGUCAGCGAUUCGGUUGAGGCGUUUGAUGAGAGUGUGGCGUUGAAGAUUCCGGAGCUUUUGGCAGGGUUUGCGGAUUUUCCACCAGGGGCACAGAUUCCGUCUGUUGCCGGGUCGACCCGGUUUGGGGUAUACGGGUUGGAUUUCGGGUGGGGAAGACCGGAGAGAGUGGUGGUUGUGUCGAUCGAUCAAGGAGAAGCGGUUUCAAUGGCGGAGGGUAGAGAUGGGAAUGGUGGUGUGGAGGUUGGCUUCUCGCUCAAGAAACAUGAAAUGGACGUUCUUGUUGAUUUGCUUCGUGAAGGGCUUAAAAAAUAA